Molecule: messenger RNA, 2492 nt
Organism: Neoarius graeffei (lesser salmon catfish)
Lineage: Eukaryota; Metazoa; Chordata; Actinopteri; Siluriformes; Ariidae
Gene: plat
Product: plasminogen activator, tissue
Exons: 15
Coding region: 174-1916 (580 amino acids)
Biological process (GO): plasminogen activation; smooth muscle cell migration
Molecular function (GO): serine-type endopeptidase activity
Source: RefSeq, a predicted model, not a curated record
CCUACUCCUUUUUCCGAGCAAUAAAUGGAAUCGCAUUCAUACUUUAAGUCUUUUGGUCCAUACUGAUAGGCUGGAAGACCGACCUUGGCUUACUGUAGAUUUACACCACUUUUUACACGCAUAUUUUAGGACACAACAACGUUCAAAGUUCAUAGAAAGUUCUAUCUGAAAUCAUGAAUACAGCUGCAAGAUUGUUGCUGCUACUGCUGCCUCUGCACUUUUGCACUUUAGCUGAAAUGGAACUACUUCACAGGGAGAGAAGAGGAACACGCAACUAUAGAGACCACUGUGUAGACUCAGUCUCAGCUGCAGUCAGACAGAAAGGGGAAACUUGGCUACGAUGGAGAGGUCAGAAAGUUGAGACUUGCCGCUGUGCCUCAAGAGGAAGAGCACGCUGCCACUACAUACCCAUCACUACCUGUUAUGCAUCAAGAUGCUACAGUGGUGGCACAUGUAAGGAGGCAGUGUUCUCCAAUGACUUCAUAUGCCUGUGUCCACCAGGAUUUACUGGACAACAGUGCGAGAUCAAUUUGAAUGAGAAAUGUGUGAGUGGGCAGGGCUCUGAUUAUCGUGGUACAUGGAGCAUCUCCAGCUCUAGCACUGAAUGCAUUAAUUGGAACUCAACGUUACUCAGAGACAAAAGAUUCACAGCCAGGAGACCAGACACAAGAAUCCUCGGACUGGGCAAUCACAACUAUUGCAGAAAUCCAGAUGGGGACUCCAGACCAUGGUGUUAUGUUUAUAAAAAGUCUCAAAUUGUGUGGGAAUUCUGUUCUAUACCAAAAUGUCCAACAGACCCUGUACAGGAGUGUGUACAGGGAUCGGGUCAGUCCUACAGAGGAACUCAGGCAGUCAGUAAAAGCAACUCUAAGUGUCUGCCAUGGGACUCACCUGCAAUCUACCACAAGCUUUACACAGCCUGGAGGCCAGAUGCCAGAGAGCAGGGUCUUGGCAGCCACAAUUACUGCAGGAACCCAGACAGUGAUCUUGGUCCCUGGUGUCACAUUUACAAAGGCUCUAAGCUGAUUUGGGAACUUUGUGAUAUCCCCAAAUGCUCAAAGAAACCAUCUACCAUGACAACCCUUGGACCAAGAGCCCCUACAACUGACAUCAGAGGUGCCUCCUGUGGUCAGCGUUCUGAAAUACCCUCUAGUUCUCUGCCCAUAUUCAGAAUACAUGGAGGUCAGGUUAGUGACAUCACACAGCAGCCAUGGCAAGCAGCCAUUACUGUGUACUGGUCACGCACCAAAUCAUACAGCUUUCUGUGUGGGGGAGUCCUGAUCGACUCCUGCUGGGUCCUCUCUGCAGCGCACUGCUUCCAGGAGAGAUUUGCAGAAAAUCGCUUGCAUGUGAUCCUUGGCCGAACCUUCAGGCUCCAGAACUCCAGCAAUGAGCAGACAUUUGAUGUGGAUAGGUAUUGGAUCCAUGAACAAUACAACGAUAUGAAUUAUGACAAUGACAUAGCUCUGUUAAAGCUGAAGAGUGAAACUGGAAUCUGUGCAAUAAAUUCUCCAGAGGUGCUGCCUGCCUGUUUACCAGAACCUGGAAUUGUUCUCCCAGAUUGGACAGAGUGUGAGAUUUCUGGAUAUGGCAAAGACAACGAAUUCUCUCCAUUCUAUUCUGAGCGAAUAAAACAAGGUCAUGUGCGCCUCUGGCCCCAGGAGCAGUGUGUACCAGAGAAACUCUCUGGGCGUGAAAUCACGCUGAACAUGCUGUGUGCUGGCGACACACGUGGCCUAGACGACGCCUGCAAGGGUGACUCGGGUGGUCCUCUGGUUUGUGAAAAGGACAGCAAGAUGACCCUCAUAGGUUUGAUCAGCUGGGGCGAUGGAUGUGGAAAGAAGGGCGUGCCAGGUGUUUACACCCGUGUUACAAAGUACACAACCUGGAUUUCCAGCAAGAUGAGAUCAAACUAAUGCACAAACCCCAAGAUCCAGUGGCUGAAAGUGGACUAAUGUGAAAUUGUCUCAGUCACGCUGACAGUACUGCUGCGCAGAAAGUUUUCAUGUAAAAGCAUGUUCUACCUGGAUUCUCAAAGAAGAGUUGAUGAAAACAGGAAGCAAUAGGAAACUCAAUAAUGAUAAUCCUAACAAACUGUAGAUACCACCCCAGCUACAAAUUUAUUAUCCACAUUUAUUUCCAUAAGACACUCAAUACAGUCAAAUAUGAACACAAAAUGUACACAUGCAGAAAUACAUGUGAAUAUUAUGCUAUCAGAAGUUUAAUUCCAGCCAAUAAAAUAAAUACAUUUAAAUUAUUAAUAUGUUAAAACUGUAUUCAAGUAUCAUAAUAAAUACUGUAAAUAUGUACAGUCUAAUGUGAGUGUAACAUCAGUGCCUAACUGACAUUGUCUUUAUCCUGUGUAGACACAACUCUGUCCAUUUUGCAGAUUGUAAAACAGAGGCUGUUCUUGUGUCAUAAUUAUUUAAUAUGAGGAAAAUAUAACAUUGUUGGGUGAAGAUAUUUGGCUUGAAUUACAGUGGUGCUUGAAA